AUGCAUGUACGGCCCGGCGCUGCUGUAUUAGCGCUGAUAGAUGAGUCAGGGUUUAGCAUUGAAAGCUACGUGGCGCUGAAGCCCCGUCCUCUGCUCCGUCCCCACACCGUGACCUCCGCGGUGGGCACUCGGUCACAUGACCAGUCACACGACCAGUCACACGACCAGUCACACGACCAGUCACACGACCAGUCACACGACCUGUCACACGACCUGUCACAUGACCUGUCACACGACCUGUCACACGACCUGUCACACGACCUGUCACACGACCUGUCACACGACCUGUCACACGACCUGUCACACGACCUGUCACACGACCUGUCACACGACCAGUCACACGACCUGUCACACGACCUGUCACACGACCUGUCACAUGACCUGUCACAUGACCUGUCACACGACCUGUCACACGACCUGUCACACGACCAGUCACAUGACCUGUCACAUGACCUGUCACACGACCAGUCACACGACCAGUCACACGACCAGUCACACGACCUGUCACACGACCUGUCACAUGACCUGUCACACGACCUGUCACACGACCAGUCACACGACCAGUCACACGACCUGUCACAUGACCUGUCACACGACCUGUCACACGACCAGUCACACGACCUGUCACACGACCUGUCACACGACCUGUCACACGACCAGUCACACGACCUGUCACACGACCAGUCACACGACCAGUCACACGACCAGUCACACGACCUGUCACACGACCAGUCACACGACGACCAGUCACACGACCUGUCACACGUCCUGUCACAUGACCUUCACACCUGUCACCGCACCGACCUGUCACACGACCUGUCACACGACCUGUCACACGACCUGUCACACGACCUGUCACACGACCUGUCACACGACCGUCACACGACCUGUCACACGACCAGUCACACGACCGUCACACGACCUGUCACACGACCUGUCACACGACCUGUCACACGACCUGUCACACGACCGUCACACGACCUGUCACACGACCUGUCACACGACCUGUCACACGACCUGUCACACACGACCUGUCACACGACCUGUCACACGACCGUCACACGACCAGUCACACGACCAGUCACACGACCAGUCACACGACCAGUCACACGACCAGUCACACGACCAGUCACACGACCAGUCACACGACCGUCACACGACCAGUCACACGACCAGUCACACGACCUGUCACACGACCAGUCACACGACCAGUCACACGACCUGUCACACGACCAGUCACACGACCAGUCACACGACCAGUCACACGACCAGUCACACGACCUGUCACACGACCUGUCACACGACCAGUCACACGACCAGUCACACGACCUGUCACACGACCUGUCACACGACCAGUCACACGACCAGUCACACGACCAGUCACACGACCAGUCACACGACCUGUCACACGACCUGUCACAUGACCAGUCACACGACCUGUCACACGACCUGUCACACGACCUGUCACACGACCUGUCACACGACCAGUCACACGACCAGUCACACGACCUGUCACACGACCUGUCACACGACCUGUCACACGACCAGUCACACGACCUGUCACACGACCUGUCACACGACCAGUCACACGACCAGUCACACGACCUGUCACACGACCAGUCACACGACCAGUCACAUGACCUGUCACACGACCAGUCACACGACCAGUCACACGACCUGUCACACGACCAGUCACACGACCAGUCACACGACCUGUCACAUGACCUGUCACAUGACCUGUCACACGACCUGUCACACGACCUGUCACACGACCUGUCACACGACCAGUCACAUGACCUGCGCGCACCCAGCCCCAUUACCAGUGCCGUGGCGGUCUCCAGCUCCCCCGGCCCCCUGCUCCCCGCUCCCUGCGUCCCUGACUGGGUCUCUCUGGGAAGGAGCACAUUCUCCUUUCAUCCGCUCUUAGAGGACAAACAUCAGUCCCAUCCCGCGGCCCAUCCAUAUUCAUGA
Knipowitschia caucasica is the source of this 1971-nucleotide messenger RNA. The record is from the annotation of a GenBank genome assembly. Lineage: Eukaryota; Metazoa; Chordata; Actinopteri; Gobiiformes; Gobiidae.